AUGGCGCAAGCAGGCAAAGAGAAUAUCGCCGACGGCCUAAUCGCGAAUGGCUCGUUCAAGGCGUCGACGCAGCCUCUGAAGAAAGCAGCAUUAUCACCAAAGAAAAAGACGCGUAGUAAGAGUAUCGGCCCUGGAGGUCUGGGGGAAUUGGAGGCGCCUCCGCUGAAGGAGAGUUUUGGAAACCGCAGAAAGUCUGCGUUUAUCCCCGCCGUCAAGUCCAUUCUAGCCUCAAACGAUGAAGAUGAGAAGAAGCGGCGCGAAGCGCGCCGCAAGUCGCUGGCAAGGCGACGCGUGUCUUUCGCCCCGGAAGCCACUCUACACACAUGGGACGUAGUCGAGUACAUGCGCGAUGCGACUACCUCGUCCGCCUCAUCGGAGGCCACACGCAGAGCCUCGAACGUCUCACAAGCAUCCACACCGGCAUCGCUUGCCCCUCCAUCGGACCCCGCCGAGCCACCGUCUACACCACCAGAACAAGCCGAAGAGCCUCAACCAGAGCCCAGUUCGUCGCCUGAAAGCCAGCGCGCGCAACACCAAAAGAAGAACCGCCGGAGCUCAGGCAUACCGCCGAUGAACUUCAAUAACCCCGACGACGUCUACUCCUCAAGCCCGCUAAGCGGGGACAAUGCUUCGCCUGGUGGAAACGAUGUCGGAAGCAGCGACUCUGAGGAUAUGGAUAUCGAUGAUGCCACAGAAAGUCUUGGAGCUUCACCUGAUGUUGAGGACUCAUCGCAGAGCAGCGCUCGACUGGACGCUGCGCUACGCGAGGCUGCAAACUUGGCAGGCACUCAGAAGCUGGAUUUCGACGACGAUGACGGAGACAUGAGCAUGGAGAUCGCCCAAGACGAAGUCACUGCAUCUUUCAAGCCCUGGGCAAAGAAGAGCUUCGUCGCACAAUAUGACAAGGAGAAUGCAAGCCCUCUUUUCUCCCCAGCACGCACCGUAGCCGGCGAGGACGACGACAUGAGUAUGGACAUCACGCGCGCAGUAGGCCGCAUCGUACCCCCACCACCACAACAAAAGCAGCCGGAGCAACAGCAACAACAACGCUCAGACGCAGCGAGCUCAGAUGUCGACGACGACGACAUGACCAUGGACCUUACCAUGCCACUUGGAAGCAUACAGGCGAUGGCGGCAUCUUACAAACCAGCAAACAGGAGGAAGAGUCUUAAGAGGAGGGUCUCAUUGCUCGAUGAAAACCAAGGUAGCCCUGCAAAGCGCACUGCAAGCCGGCGUACCAGUUUGCGACAGCGUCGACAAUCCGAAGAGCACGGCGAAGAAGAUGCGACCAUGGACCUCACAAUGGCAAUUGGAGCGAUUAAGAAAGCGCCACAGCCGGAGCCAGCUAGACGUGCCAGUGUUGGAAGCGACGUUGAUGAUGCGACGAUGGACUUCACACUGGCUGUGGGCAGCAUUAAGAAUGGUAAGCAACAAGCACAGGAAGACCAGGAGAAUGAGGUCGAAGAUGAAGACCUUUCCAUGGAGUUCACAAAAAUCGUUGGACCUGGUAUUAGGCGUGCUGGCAGCUCAACAACGACACCACAAACACCCGUAGACGACACACCCGCUUCAGUAACCAAGACACCGACACCGCGGAAGUCUCCAAAGAAGUCGCCUGGACGAAGGAGCUCCAUUCUGAGGGCCGAGGCCGAAUCAGCGUCUCAGGUCCUGCAAGACAUCACUCCAAGUACGACAGGGGAUGUGGCCUAUCCCACCCUUGACCCUGGUACACCAGAGAUUGUCAGGCAGAAGGAUAUUGAGGAGGUCGAGCCUUCGCCUUUUGUGCGCCGGACUCCGCUGAGUGCGACCAAAGAGAAGGAAGCUGUUGCGACUCCUUCAAACCCUACGCCGCAGAGGACACCCAUGAUGAUUCCCGAGGACCCGAUUGCAGCUACAAUACUUGACCGACGACGUUCGUCACUGUCUGCAGUACAGUUCAGUCCUCUGAAUGCACCACGUCAGGAGCCUACACUCAAGAGCACCGCGCUUUUGAGCAACAGCAUCAAGCUGUUAUCUACCCCACGAAAACAGACAUUAAUGUCACCAGUGAAGAAGGGGAUGACGCCGAAGAAGUCACAGACUCCUCAAAAGCAGCCAACUCCGAAGCAGCCAACUCCGACACCCAAGAAAGCGACUCUCAGGCAAAGCAUGAGCCCAAUGAAGCGAGUCGCUUUUGGUGAAGAGCCAGAGCAGGAGAAUAACGACGAGGGUGGUGUGGCAGAAGAUAUGUCGGAUGUUGAGCGAAUCUCGUUGCAAGACUUCCUCGACAUGACCAAGAUUCGCUUCAUGGAUCUUAGUACGACCAAGCGACGCCAUACUGCUGCUCCUUCCGCUUUCCAUGAUGUGGAAGUAGAGGAGAAGGAGGAAUCUCUAGAUCGCUACGUUGUGGCUGGAGCGUGCACCUUGCCUGAGUACGAGCUGUACCAGCAUGCAUGCCACGAGAUGAAGAAGUACAUCUCAGACGGUCGCCACUUUGUCCGUACUAUGGAGGCCAACGUACUAGAAGAGAACCCAUUGCUCUUCAGCGAGUACCUCACUGCACCCCCGGACCAGCGCGCUGUCAUGGACAACCAGUUCAAGAACCUCAAGACCAACGCGCGCCUCGAGGCUCGUGGAGAGUGGUAUACAUGGCGAAGCACGCUGCUGCACGAUCUCAAAGCUGGUCUCCUCCACACCAUGGACGGUUUCAACCAUGACGAAUCCACACUGAUCAAACAGGAGCGCCUUCUUGACGAGACAUUGCCUCCUCUAGUUGAGAAGAAGGAACGUCUGUCCACUGAGUGUAAGCAACUACAGCAGCGUCAUGAUGAACUCAACAGCUGUGACCGGGAAGAGCUUGAGCAGACGAGAGAGAAGCUUACUGCUACCGAUGCCGAGUUGGAAGAGAAGAAGUUGCUUCUUGCCCAGCUGCAACAAGAGCUUGUCGACAAGGAGACACGCAUCGAGGCAGCUAAAGACCGCAAAGUCGAAUGCAUCCAAGAGAUCAAAGCAGCGGAACGUGUACGAGAAGAGUGCCGCGGCUGGUCUACAAGCGAAGUCAGCAGUCUGAGAGCCAAACUCACUGCCCUUGAACAAGCCCACGGAUGGAGCAUAACGUCCGCUUCCUCGAACAGCAUCACAAUGACACACAUGAACGACCUCGAACUUUACUUCGUACCUUCUGCCUUCGCCACCGGCUCCAACACACCCAACGGAUCCAUCUCGCUUGCCUACAUCGGUGAUUCAGCAACACCACAUCCUCGUGCGUUGACAACAAGCAAGCGCUUCUUCCUCCAGCUCAUCCGCGCACAUCUUCAUGGUAUCCCGCAGGCGCAGACCCGAAUUUCCUCGCUUCUUUCCCUUGUCAAGAAUGGCUGGGCCACCGCUGUUGCAGUUGCAGAGGGUGUUCGCUGGCUUGAGCAUAGCUAUAUCACCGAAGAGUUCAUCCUCUCGGACGAGCGCAUGGCAAUCUCCGCGAACAUGCUGUUGCCAACCCUUCAAACAAAGGUCAAGGCUACAUUUGAAGUCGGCGUUAGUCUAGGCAAGGAGGGCAUCGAGACCGACGUCAAUAUGAGAGCGGAGGUUGUCUACGGUGAGAAAUACGGCGAGGAGAAGAUGGGCGCGUUCUUGCGCGACUUCUGUGGGAACGAGAUCAAAGAAGAAAGGGAAAUGUCUGUCUGGGCGGACGGUAUGAUGGAUCUUGCUGCACGGUUGAAGAAGACCGGAAGGAAGGGCGAGAGGAAGUAG
Alternaria metachromatica is the source of this 3726-nucleotide messenger RNA. RefSeq lists its product as uncharacterized. The record is from RefSeq and is a predicted model, not a curated record. The coding region runs from base 1 to 3726 and encodes 1241 amino acids. Gene Ontology annotation, biological process: mitotic sister chromatid biorientation; mitotic spindle assembly checkpoint signaling; protein localization to kinetochore. The transcript is spliced from 4 exons. Lineage: Eukaryota; Fungi; Ascomycota; Dothideomycetes; Pleosporales; Pleosporaceae.